This is a messenger RNA of Diplodia corticola, 1668 nucleotides long. Its product is annotated as sugar transporter. Gene Ontology annotation, molecular function: transmembrane transporter activity. Bases 1 to 1668 code for a protein of 555 amino acids. NCBI's taxonomy places the organism in Eukaryota, Fungi, Ascomycota, Dothideomycetes, Botryosphaeriales, Botryosphaeriaceae. The record is from RefSeq and is a predicted model, not a curated record. The transcript is spliced from 3 exons. Gene Ontology annotation, biological process: transmembrane transport.
AUGGAUUCGGCCUGGUCCGAGAAAGACCUCCCCGGCUACGACGCCCGCAGCGUGCGCAGCGCGUCGACGACCUCCAGCGGGCACACGCACGUGCCGCCCGUGGUGCACUACCAGGCCAACGAGCGCGAUGCCGACCGGUACCGGAACAGCUUCGGCGCCAUCAUCGACACCACCUACAUGCAGCCCGGCGGCGACGACGUGUACGACGCCAAGGCCAAGCUGCUGAACGAGGCCCUCUUGGACAUGGGCAUGGGCCGGUACCAGUGGUUCCUCACCGUCGUGACCGGUCUCGGCUGGUUCCUUGAUAGCUUUUGGAUGUUCUCCUUCGCCUUCAUCCAGCCCGCCGUGCAGAACGAGGCCAAGUUCUACACCAGCAACGCCGCCUUCCUCACCGUGUGCCAGUAUGUCGGCCUCACCGUCGGCGCCUCGGUGCUGCCCAUGGUCUCCGACUUCAUCGGCCGCAAGACCGUCUUCAACUUCUCGCUCGCCCUCAUGUGCGUCGCCGGCCUCGUUGGCGCCGGCAUGCCCACCUUCUCCGGCCUCUGCGUCGUCGCCACCUUCAUGAGCAUUGCCGCCGGAGGCAACCAGGCCGUCGACAGCUCCAUCUUCCUGGAGAUCAUCCCCGCCUCGCACCAGUACCUGUUGACCAUGCAGGGCGCCUACUCGGGCCUGGGCAAGCUGGUCGCCGCUCUUGUCUCUUGGCCUCUGAUGUCCAAGUACUCGUGCGCCGCCGACGCCACGACCGAGACGUGCCACUACGUGAACAACAUGGGCUGGCGCUACGCCUGGUGGACCCUCGGCGCCAUCACCGUCUUCUUCUGCAUCCUCCGCUACUUCUUCACCCUGCACGAGACGCCCAAGUUCCUGCUGGGCCAGAACCGCGACGCCGACGUCGUGGCCACCGUGUCGGCCAUCGCGCAGCACAACGGCCGCCAGACGUGGCUCACGCUCGACGCCUUCCAGCACAUCGAGAAGAUCCACGGCCCGCCGACGCUGCGCGCCACGGCCGCCAACAGCUCCAAGGCGCGCCUCUGCCUGCAGCCGUUCCGGCCCUCGUGGCUGCGCAACGUCUUCUGCACCCGCAACCUGCGCACCAGCACCACGGUCCUCAUCGUCAUCUGGUCGCUCAUCGGCCUCGCCUUCCCGCUGCACGCCGCCUUCGUCGCCCGCUGGCUCGCGGCGCGCCACCCCGCCACCGCCGCCUUCAGCACCAGCCUCACCUUCCAGACGCACGUCUUCACCGCCCUCUGCGCCAUCCCCGGCCCCAUCGUCGCCGGCUUCCUCGUCGAGACGGAGCGCCUCGGCCGCAAGAAGACGGGCGCCGCCGCCACCCUGCUCGCCGGCGUGCUGUCCUUUGCUUACGCCUCGGCCCGCACCAAGGGCGACGUCAUCGCCUGGCAGUGCGUGCUCGCGUUCGCCCAGAACGCCGUCGUCAGCCUCAUGUUCAUGUACGUGUCGGAGACCUUCGCCGCGCCCAUCCGCGGCACCGGCAUGGGCGUCGUCGGCGCCGCCGCCCGCGCGGCCGGCCUCGUCGGAGCGCUCGUCGUGGCGUUUUGCGAGGACAGCGCCAGCAGCGCGCCCGUGUGGGUCGCGAGCGCCUGCUGGAUCGUUGCCGGUGCGCUGUGGUUCGCGCUGCCGUAUGAGAUGCGGGCGAGGGCGUCGAACUAA